GAAUCGCCCGGAUCCUCGCCUCAGAGGUAGCUGGAGACGUGGCGAGGCUUUGGGCGAACUGGACCGAUUUCGACUGUAGCCAUCUCUUGGCGCGCUCCGCCUUCGCCAAGUCCGGGAACAGGGCGGGACCGGGACCGGAUGCCGUUACUGCGCGCCUCUGCAGCACUCCCGGACGCUUGGUUUUGGAAGCGAGCUGGAGGAGAAGGCGGGAGCCGCGCGGCGCGAGCCAUGGCUGAGGGGCAGCAGGUUGUCCCCGCCGCAGACGCCUGGGAAAUCGACGUGGAGAGCCUGGAGGAACUGGACGAGCUCGAGAGGCCGUUGCCCACGCAACGCGCGCCCCGACUACAGGCUGGCGGAGACGGCGAGGAGGAAGACGACGAAGAGGACGAGGAGUGUGAAGAGGAUGAAGCCGACACCGGGACAGCGGCCGAGGUUCUCCGGCAGCCUGCGCUGCCGCAGCCGCAGCUUGUCUCGCCGGCGGCGGCGGCGGAGGAGAGAGGCGUAGGGGCCGGGGAGCAGCCGAUCCGCAAGCUUAGCCGCACGCCCAAAUGCGCGCGCUGCCGCAACCACGGCGUGGUGUCCUGCCUGAAAGGCCACAAGCGCUUCUGCCGCUGGCGGGACUGCCAGUGUGCCAACUGCCUGCUGGUGGUGGAGCGGCAGCGCGUCAUGGCUGCCCAGGUGGCGCUUCGCAGGCAGCAGGCCACCGAGGAUAAGAAGGGGCAUACAGGGAAACAGGCUAACUUUGAGCGCAGAACAGUGUACCAGAGACAUGUUCGGACGCCUAGUUUGCUGGCUAAAAGCAUUUUAGAAGUACUCCUUGGAUUUUUUCUUUACCAUCUCUGUGUACAUAGUGGUUCAUCUUUAGAGAAUAGAAAUGCACCAGUUGUAGGUUAUCGUCCCAUUCCAGCAGAACCUUACCUGGGAGGGAAUUCAUCCUUGCCACCUCCUGUUAGCGACAGAAUGAGAAAAAGACGGGCUUUUGCUGACAAAGAACUUGAGAACAUAAUGCUUGAACGGGAGUAUAAGGAACGAGAAAUGAUGGAAGCCACCCAGGCUGCUGCUUUCUUCCUGCCAAACCGCAUGAUGCAUGGGACUGAGUACAAUUCUUAUAAAACUUUUAACCCUCAUCAACUUGAAGCUUCCAGUAAGGAGUUUUGUGGCUUUCUGCCUACAUGCUUAGAUCUAACUAUGCAGUAUUCAGGUUCAGGGAACAUGGAACUGAUUUCAUCAAAUCUGAGUGUGGCCACCACUUACAGGCAGUAUCCUCUGCCCUCCAGAUUCUUGGUAUGGCCAAAGUGUGGCCCUCUCAGUGAUGCCCUUCUCUAUCAGCAGUGCCUUCUAAAUGCUACCGCAGUCCAAUCUUUCAAACCUGGAGUGGUCUGGGACGAUAAGGCUUCACAUGGCCAGGAUUUUACCACCUCUGAACAUGACAUCACGUCAAAAAAUGAGAAUGCGUUCCACCAUCCUCAUGUUCGGGAACUUGAGACGCCUCAAAAUGAACUCCAAAACAUCCCUCAGGAGGCUCAUGAGAGGUCAGCAUUUUCAUCCCCUAGGAGAACUUUCUCACAGAUCUCUGGCAAGGAUCCUAUAGUUUCUCAGGACCAGUCCCUCAACAAGAUCAGCAAAGAUAGCUCCAAGCAGCAACUGCUACUGCCACCCUCAUCCAAUUAUAGUCCAUUCCAUUCAUUAUUCCAACAAACACUUCAUAGCAAAUCAGGAUCAGAGUUAAAAACCACUUUUGAUGAGACAUCCAGAAAGUAUAGAGAAUGUACCUUCAGAGAAAACCAAAAGUACAAAUUUAGCAUUGACAGAUACGCAAAAGACUUUCUGGGGACUAAACAAGUUAUAACAAAAUUAUCAACAAAUGAACCGUUACCAUUUUCUGUUGAAUCAAUUCUUAAAUGACCAUCUUCAAUGGUCACCAAUGUUUCUCAGUAGGCUGACAAUGUGAUCUUCAAAAGACUUAAAGAAAUGUAUUGGCACUUAGAAUUGAACUCAACCAUAUGUGCCAAGAAGUAAGUCCCUUUGAAUUCAUUAGAGCUUGUUUCUGCUAGGCAUUUUGUCCAAAAUACACUUGGAAGAAAUGCUUUAGAUUUUGUUGAAAAUGACUUCCGAUAAACAGUCUUUGAGCCUCAAGACAUCACUGAUAUCAGUUGACUUCAGAGUGGGUCAUUAAGUGGGUGGGUAAUUAAUAUUAAGCACAGUUGCCCUUUCUUGGGAAUUGACUAUUCCGCAACUUUAACAAUUACUGAUAUGCUGCCUGACAAGCUCAUGUUCACUGCCUUAUGCCAGCAUAAUUUUGGAAAAAAGAAUUUCAGAUGUAAAGGGGAAUUUUAAAAUGUACAUAAUAUGCAUGAUUUUAUAUGAAAAUAAACUAUUUAAAUGUUUUGCGAAUUAAAA
Molecule: messenger RNA, 2400 nt
Organism: Candoia aspera
Lineage: Eukaryota; Metazoa; Chordata; Lepidosauria; Squamata; Candoiidae
Gene: DMRT2
Product: doublesex and mab-3 related transcription factor 2
Exons: 5
Coding region: 139-1905 (588 amino acids)
Biological process (GO): regulation of transcription by RNA polymerase II; sex differentiation
Cellular component (GO): nucleus
Molecular function (GO): RNA polymerase II cis-regulatory region sequence-specific DNA binding; DNA-binding transcription factor activity, RNA polymerase II-specific
Source: RefSeq, a predicted model, not a curated record